CCCACUCACCCGACCUGCGAGCCUGAGUGCGCCCAAGAGGGCUCUGCCCUCGGGGACCCUAGCAAGUUCCGUCGCGCUCAGUUGGCACUGCCGAUCGGGCGCCCCAGCCACCCCAAAACAGUGCCAGCCUCCGAGUACCCGGGGCCCCCAUCGGGAGCCAGCCCACCCAGGACCAGGCGUGACUGGCGGCGGCGAGGCUGGCUGCCCGCAGAAGUGCGGCGUGCGGGAGGUGGCGCGCCGGGUGAGUGGUUCGGGGCGGCGGGGGCGGGGGACCCAAGCGUGGAGGUGACUCCGGGCGGCCGCCGAAGCCCUCCUCCUCCUGCUGCUGCUGCUUCUCCUCCUCCUCCUCCUCCUCCUCUCGGCGCUCCUCUGGCGGCGGCUCCCGCUCCAGCUGCGGUCCCGCGGCCACAUCUGGGGCGCCCAUGUGCGCUCGGGGGCACGGCUGCAUCCGUCCCGCCGCCGCCCUCGCAGCCCCCUGCCCGCGGAGUGGCCCCGGGCCGAGCCGGGGUCCAGUGCCAUUCGGAGUCCGCCUCGCCGCCGCCACCUGGCAGCGCCGGGGCUUGCUCCGCAUCCGGCUUGGACGUCCCCGACCCAGCGGUGGCUCCGCUGUGCUGCGGGGCCGGCGGCUCCUGCUCCCCCGGGCCCACGCGCCUGGCCGCGCCCUGCGCAAGUCCUGCAGGCCAGGGGAGCGGGGCCCCGGCUGGGGCCGAGGCAGGGGCCGUGCCUCCCGGCCCUGGGACUCCGACUCCUCCUCCCCCUGGGCCGCCGCGGCUCGCGGCGCAGCGGGGUCCUAAAGCCGUGCGUCUCAAGAGGAUGGUGCGCCUGGCGGCCGAGUUGCUACUGAUCUUGGGGCUGCUACUGCUCACGCUGCACAUCACGGUUCUGCGCGGUUCCGGAGCUGCCGACGGGCCCAGCGAGGCCGCGGGCAACGCCAGCCAGGACCAGCUGCAGGAUAACCGUAACCUGGAAGGUGACUCCAUGGCAGAAACCAGCCUUCCUCUCUCCAAAGAAGUACCAGAGGAGCCCCUUGACCACCAAGCCACACAUCAGCCCUUUCCCAGACAGCGAUUCCCACAAGAAACUGGGCACCCUUCCUUGCAAAGAGAUGGCCCAAGAUCCUUUCUCCUGGACUUGCCAAACUUUCCAGAUCUUUCCAAAGCCGAUAUCAAUGGGCAGAAUCCAAAUAUCCAGGUCACCAUAGAGGUGGUCGACGGUCCAGACUCUGAAGCAGAUAAAGAUCAGCAUCCGGAGAAUAAGCCCAGCUGGUCAGUCCCAUCCCCCGACUGGCAGGCCUGGUGGCAGAGGUCCUUGUCCUUGACGAGGGCCAACAGCGGGGACCAGGACUACAAGUAUGACAGUACCUCAGAUGACAGCAACUUCCUCAACCCCCCCAGGGGGUGGGACCGUCCGGCCCCAGGCCACCGGACUUUUGAAACCAAAGAGCAGCCAGAAUAUGAUUCCACAGAUGGAGAGGGUGACUGGAGUCUCUGGUCUGUCUGCAGCGUCACCUGUGGGAAUGGUAACCAGAAACGAACCCGGUCCUGUGGCUAUGCAUGCACUGCAACAGAAUCUAGGACCUGUGACCGUCCAAACUGCCCAGGCAUUGAAGACACUUUCAGGACAGCAGCCACUGAAGUGAGUCUGCUUGCGGGAAGUGAGGAGUUUAAUGCCACCAAGCUGUUUGAAGUCGACACAGACAGCUGUGAGCGAUGGAUGAGCUGCAAAAGCGAAUUCCUGAAGAAGUAUAUGCACAAGGUGAUCAAUGACCUGCCCAGCUGCCCCUGCACCUACCCCACCGAGGUGGCCUACAGCACUGCGGACAUCUUCGACCGCAUCAAGCACAAGGAGUUCCGCUGGAAGGACGCCAGUGGGCCCAAAGAGAAGCUAGAGAUCUACAAGCCCACGGCCCGCUACUGCAUUCGGUCCAUGCUGUCGCUGGAGAGCACCACUCUGGCUGCUCAGCACUGCUGCUAUGGUGACAACAUGCAGCUCAUCACCCGAGGCAAAGGGGCAGGGACGCCCAACCUCAUCAGCACCGAGUUCUCUGCUGAGCUGCACUACAAGGUGGAUGUGUUGCCCUGGAUCAUCUGCAAGGGUGACUGGAGCAGGUACAAUGAGGCACGGCCACCCAACAAUGGGCAGAAGUGUGCGGAGAGCCCCUCAGAUGAGGAUUACAUCAAGCAGUUCCAGGAAGCCAGGGAGUACUGAAGGGAUGGCAAGGCGCGCCCGUGCCACUUCCGAUUCGGAGACACAGACAUACUGCACUGAUCACCCAAGUCUUCCCGUGUUUUUAAGUGUAUAUUUGUAUAUACCACAUGAGUAUUUUUUAUAAAUUACACAAGGGAUGUGCACCAGGCCCAUGUGAUAGUCAUGUGAAGCCACCCUUACCAUGCAAAGACCUCCAAGGAGGUGGCCAUGUGGGCAGGAGGUUGGGACACCAGAGCAGCCAGAAAAGGAACCCUGGAUGCUCGAGAGUAUGAUCUGGUGUUUCCAGACACCCAAAGGAGGAAAGAGACUGAAGCUGUAAACAUUAUAAGCAGUUUUUAUAUAUAACUUAUUUAAUAUGAAUGUGACUUAAGCUUAACCUUUUCUCUGGAGUUGUCCUUGUAAAGCUAUUUAAUCACUUCUGUGAGAAUCAGAAAGGGCAGGGCCUAGAGAAGUGGGAGAGAAAAGGAAUUUUGCAAUGGUUUCCUUACAGAAAAAUAGUGCAAUGGAAUCAUAUCAAAACAAGAGAACGCCCACCUUAAACCAAAUGUUAUGUAGUCAUAUGGCACCUUGCUGGAGUCUCAGAUUCCGAAUUUCUCUUGCCUUAGACUGAGGAAUUUUAGGGGCAGAUCUGAGCCCUGGUUUUAAAAUGGCUUUAAAAGAAGAGAGGAAUGUUAGCACAAUGUUAUGAUUUUGCUAAAAGCCCCCCAAGUGGUAGAAUUUCUGCUCAUGUCUUAGUAGGUUCAGAAGAUUGCAGGAAGUUUGGACAUAAAAAGAGUGGCACUUUCCCAAAGGAAAAAAGCAAAAAAAAAAAAAAAAAUGAAAUAAAAUAAAAAUAAAUAAGCAAACAAAAAAAUGGACUCAUUUCAUCUAACAAUGUUAUUUCCACCACUAUAUCCUCAGUAAAUAAAAUAUAAAAAGGGAAGGGGGUAUCUGAAGUCUGGGAAAUCCUAAUUUUUUUAUGUUUUAAGAAUAAUGAAAACUGCAUUAUUUUUUGUAAAGUAUUUAUUGAGUCAUUGGGUCUUGUGCAUCAAGCAACUGUAAGAUGAUCUGGUUCUGGUUCUGUAGGGUAAAACUUAGGACAAAUAAAGAUUGGGUUCCUAUGCAAUAUUUUAUUUGCAAAACUCCAGGAAAAGAGAAUAUAUAAUAAAAUCAUAAUAAAAUGUAGUGUUACCCGCAUCCUUGAUUUAUGAUACAAGUACCAUAAACAGCCCUAGUAAAGCAAGCCAGGAGAGAGAAAAUUCAACCCAGGUGGUUAUGAAAGGCUCAUUGAUUG
Messenger RNA from Octodon degus (degu), 3481 nucleotides. RefSeq names its product isthmin 1 (gene Ism1). NCBI's taxonomy places the organism in Eukaryota, Metazoa, Chordata, Mammalia, Rodentia, Octodontidae. The coding region runs from base 814 to 2208 and encodes 464 amino acids. Gene Ontology annotation, biological process: negative regulation of angiogenesis. The record is from RefSeq and is a predicted model, not a curated record. The transcript is spliced from 6 exons.